AUGGAAAAAAGACAGGUGGAGCUUCAGGGAGAGUCCAGCAGACCACCAACUAAGAAACAGCGACAUGACACCUCAUACUCUGAGAAAUUCAUGCUUUCUGAAGUGAAAACCAUCAUGACGUGUAUCCAUAACAAACUACAGCAGCAAGACACAGAGCUCAAUGAAUUCCUGAAGGAGAAAAUUUGUGAGUUGGAGACAGAAAAGAGGGAGAUGGUCGGCGUCUUUGGAAAAACAGGGGCUGGAAAGAGCUCUUUAAUAAAUGCUGUCAUUGGAGUGAAGGAUCUCUUGUCUUCAGGAAGUGUCAGUGCGUGUACCUCAGUCAUGGUUAAAGUGGAGGCUAACACAAAGAACAAGAAUUAUGAGGCAGAGAUUGAAUUCAUCUCAAAACAGGAGUGGAAGCAUGAUUUGUGGUUCUUGUUAACUUUCAUUAAUGAUGAAAGACAUGAAGACGAUACUGAUGAUUACAAUGAUGCCGUGGAAGUGCUGUCAGCGGUGUGAGAAGACUGGGAAAAAAACAGUUCCCAAGAAAGUCUCUGCAAUGACAAACACUUCAGAGAAAUCCCAGAAUUCAUCCAGUCCAGGAAGAAGACCUUGACCUGUGAAUCAGCUGGAGAGCUGUCUGCGAAACUUGUCAAAUACACAAGAAGUGGCUCAAAAGAUGGAAAAUACAGAGGUAAGAGGUGGUUUUGGCCCCUGGUGAAGUGUGUGACUCUCUGGGUUCCGAAUAAUGACUUCCUCCAGCAUGUCACUCUUGUGGACCUACCUGGAAGUGGAGACCGCAACAAAAGCAGAGAUAAAAUGUGGAAAGGGGUUGUUGGAAGCUGUUCCACUGUGUGGAUUGUGGCUGAUAUUGACAGAGCAGUAUCAGAGAAAGAACCAUGGGAGAUCCUGAGAAAUGCCAGCAGCCUUAUGGGAAAUGGAGGCCAGUGUCAGCAAAUUCACUUCAUCUGCACCAAGUCUGAUGUUACUGAGGAUUCAGAUAAUCCUUCAAAAGAUCGUGUUCGUGCUUCCAUCUUCAAGAGGAACAUGCAAGCCAAGGAAGAAGUGAAGAGAGAAUUCAGGAAACUACACAAGGUGAAACAUUUCAGUGAUGAACGUUUCGAAGUGUUCACAGUGAGCUCCAAAGAAUCGAAGAAAAAAAGUCUGGAGCCAAAUGAAACUGAAGUCCCAAAACUUCAGGAAUUUCUUCAAAAACUAAACGACUGUCACUCAGAAACAUUGAACUAUAUGUCUGGAGCGUACGGGAUUCUGUCCCUGAUGCAAGGGGCCAGCUGUACAGACGCUGGCAUGAAAGUCGAUGUGUGCAGAGACCUUGAAGAAAACCUAAAAUCUGGACUUGAGGAAGUCUUAAAGUCCAUGAAAAUGACCUUAAAGGCUUUCAGAAACUGCCUCAAGGAAGGGGUUGAAAAUUCCAAAAGUUCAUGGGAAAGUACCUUGAAGAACUUCUUACACCCUAGGAGGCAAACAGGAAGUGCUGUUCAAAAGAAAUUGAAGUAUAUAGUUGCUAACAAUGGCAGCUUCAGACCAAAAAAAGGGAAACAAGAGAACUUCAGAGAAUUAGCUUCAAAGCUGACUGAGAGCAUUGAUGAGGAAUUUAGGAAGACCUUCCCAAAUGACUCAAAAUGUGAUCCAUUCAACGGGGCCAUCACUUCCUUUUCCCUUGACACAGAGAAGCUGAUGGAAAAGUACAAAGAUGUGGAACUGCAGCUGAUAUAUCUGAGGACAGAGGAAGACAAACUGAAGACAAAACUGGACAGAACCAUUCGGGAGCGUAAGAAAGAAGUCUACAGCAGCCUGACAACCACUAUUGAAGAAAUCAUGCAAAAAUGCUAUGACGAGGCAAAACAAUGUACGGGCAAAGGCUCUCUAAAUGGCAUGAGGGAAGUCAUUGAGCAGCAUGUGCAUUCUAAGAAGGACUACAUGUUUGAGGAGGCUAAAGAGGCAAUGUUGUCAAAACUGCAAAAUUUUAUGGAGGACAUCCUGAAGAAACUGAAGGAAACAAUGCAGGAAUCAAUUGACCGGUCACUCAAGACAGAUGAUCAGUCACUUCCAGAUGUCAGAGAGGAGCUGGAGACGGUGAAAAAAUACUGCAAAGAGUUAAAGAAGAGCAACAAUGAAGAAGCAUCUGCAGUUUGUGCUGCCCAACCUGGCCCGUCAACGGCACAGGUCUAAAGAGAAACAGCAGAGGUCUGAUGUACCACUGAGGGUCCCAGAAGGGAAGAUGAUGGGACAGAAGAGUCCACUGAAUUUGGUCUCAACCUUUUUGUCAAGUUGUUAUCUUUGA
Notolabrus celidotus (New Zealand spotty) is the source of this 2284-nucleotide messenger RNA. RefSeq names its product nuclear GTPase SLIP-GC-like. The record is from RefSeq and is a predicted model, not a curated record. Gene Ontology annotation, molecular function: GTPase activity. Lineage: Eukaryota; Metazoa; Chordata; Actinopteri; Labriformes; Labridae.